Molecule: messenger RNA, 2442 nt
Organism: Penicillium subrubescens
Lineage: Eukaryota; Fungi; Ascomycota; Eurotiomycetes; Eurotiales; Aspergillaceae
Product: putative phosphoketolase
Exons: 8
Coding region: 1-2442 (813 amino acids)
Biological process (GO): carbohydrate metabolic process
Molecular function (GO): aldehyde-lyase activity
Source: RefSeq, a predicted model, not a curated record
AUGCCAGGAGAAGUUAUCGAUCGGCCGAAUCCAGAGGCAUUGCCGUCGCAGUUGCCAGGCUGUGUAGCGGAAUUGCAAGUCUCACUUUCUUAUCAAACUCUGGACGAGAAGACCUGCAAUGCUUUGCUCAAGUUCCGGAGAGCAGCCUCCUACAUCGCUGCCGCGAUGAUCUUUCUUCAGGAAAAUACUUUGAUGAAAAGAGAUCUGAUAUUCAAGGAUAUUAAGCCAAGGCUGUUGGGUCACUGGGGAACAUGUCCGGGUCUGAUCCUGGUCUACUCACAUCUCAACUAUCUCAUUCGAACCAGAGAUCUUGACAUGCUUUAUGUGGUUGGCCCAGGACACGGUGCACCCGCCCUCCUCGCAACGCUAUGGAUAGAGGGUUCGUUAGAGAGAUUUUAUCCAGAGUACACCCGCGACGGGAAAGGUCUCCAUCGUUUGAUUUCAACGUUCAGUACUACUACUGGAUUCCCAAGUCACAUCAACGGUGAGACACCCGGCGCGAUUCAUGAAGGUGGAGAGCUGGGUUACGCCCUAUCCGUAUCAUUCGGUGCGGUGAUGGACAACCCCGAUCUCAUUGUGACUUGCAUAGUCGGAGAUGGAGAGGCGGAAACAGGACCAACUGCUACCUCCUGGCACGGAAUCAAGUACAUUGAUCCCAAAGAGUCUGGCGCCGUCCUUCCGAUCCUUCAUCUCAACGGGUUCAAGAUUAGCGAGCGCACCAUUUUCGGCUGCAUGGAUCACAAAGAGCUCGCGGCCUUGUUUAGUGGAUACGGCUACCAGGUCCGCUUCGUUGAAGACCUCAAAGAUAUCGAUACCGAUCUCCAUUACUCAAUGGCAUGGGCCGUGGACGAGAUCCAGAAAAUCCAGAAAGCAGCUCGCUCUGGGAAUCCAAUUCUCAAGCCUAGAUGGCCAAUGCUGAUUCUGCGCACCCCAAAGGGCUGGUCAGGACCGAAGGAACUCAACGGCGAAUUCAUCGAGGGCUCCUUUCAUUCACAUCAAGUGCCACUACCCAAGGCAAAGUCUGACCAGGGGCAACUAGACAUUCUCCAGCAAUGGCUCGCGGGCUAUAAGCCUAAGGAGCUCUUCAAAGAGAACGGCGAUGUCAUCGACGAGAUCAAGUCUGUGAUCCCCGAGAACGACGAGAAGAAGCUGGGUCAGCGCAUUGAAGCAUACAACAAAUACACACCACCAGUUCUACCCGACUGGAAGAAGUUCUGUGGAAACCAAGGAGCCAAUGAAAGUGCCAUGAAGGCAAUUGGUCGGCUCAUCAAAGAUGUCAUGAAGGAAAAUCCCGAUAGCGUGCGGCUGUUCUGUCCCGAUGAGUUAGAAAGCAACAAACUGGACGCGGUGUUUGAAACCACAGGCCGAAAUUUCCAGUGGGAUGAAUUUUCUAAUGCUCGCGGGGGGCGUGUCAUUGAGGUGCUCAGUGAACAUAUGUGUCAGGGCUUCAUGCAGGGGUACACCUUGACUGGCCGGGUGGGAAUUUUCGCGUCCUAUGAGAGCUUCCUUGGCAUCAUUCAUACCAUGAUGGUGCAGUAUGCCAAGUUUAUCAAGAUGGCUCGUGAAACCAAAUGGCACUGUUCUGUCAGCAGCUUCAAUUACAUUGAAACCAGCACCUGGACACGUCAGGAGCAUAACGGGUUCUCCCACCAGAACCCAUCAUUCAUUGGAUCCGUAUUGAAGCUCAAGCCUUAUGCGGCCCGUGUGUAUCUCCCACCGGAUGCAAAUACAUUCCUGACAACAAUGCAUCACUGCUUAAAGUCGAAGAAUUACAUCAACCUCAUGGUAGGCUCGAAGCAGCCAACCCCAGUGUAUCUGAGUCCAGAAGAAGCAGAGAACCACUGCCGUGCUGGUGCAUCAGUCUGGAAAUUCUGCAGUACUGGCGAUGGACUGGAUCCGGACGUGGUCCUGGUGGGUAUUGGUGUCGAGCUGAUGUUCGAGGUGAUCCAAGCCGCAGCGAUUCUGCGCAAGCGCGCGCCAGCCCUGCGCGUACGUGUGGUGAAUGUGACCGACUUGCUCAUCCUCGAGAACGCGGGCCAACAUCCGCAUGCAUUGGCCACUGAGGAAUUUGAUAAUUUGUUCACUGCCGACAGGCCCAUCCACUUCAACUACCAUGGUUAUCCGAUGGAAUUGCAGGGUUUGCUAUUUGGUCGCCCUCGUCUCGAUCGUGUCUCGAUUGCUGGCUACAUGGAGGAAGGAAGUACAACGACGCCAUUUGAUAUGAUGCUCGUCAAUCGUACAUCGCGCUUCCAUGUCGCGCAGGCAGCCGUUCGCGGUGCUGCCAGGCGCAAUGAGAGGAUCCGAAUUCACCAACAGGAGCUCAACUCCGAGUUGGGUCACAAUAUCGUCGAGACGAGGAAGUACAUCAUCGCAACGCAUGAGGAUCCUCCCGGAUUCUAUGACACGCCAGAAUUCACAGAGAACACGCCAUUUAGAUAUUGA